Molecule: messenger RNA, 2360 nt
Organism: Siniperca chuatsi (mandarin fish)
Lineage: Eukaryota; Metazoa; Chordata; Actinopteri; Centrarchiformes; Sinipercidae
Gene: nt5e
Product: 5'-nucleotidase, ecto (CD73)
Exons: 10
Coding region: 168-1928 (586 amino acids)
Biological process (GO): AMP catabolic process
Cellular component (GO): plasma membrane
Molecular function (GO): 5'-nucleotidase activity; metal ion binding; nucleotide binding
Source: RefSeq, a predicted model, not a curated record
CAUGUGAUGUGAUCGAGAGCUUCGCAACAGCCGCUAAAUGGACCUGGAGUUUCAGCGGGGACUCGCUGAGGGAGGCAGCGAAGGAAGAGAGAGAGAUCUCGGCCGGUCAUGUAAGAAGCAGCAGCACCGUCUUCGGUUUCCUCUCCAGUGUUUUUACGCGCGGACAGAUGGGAGCGGUGCGCCCGGAGCGGUGCGCUCUGCCGCGGCUCUGCCUCCACCUCUGCCUCCUGCUCCUGCAGGGCUCCUCUGUGUCCACCUCAGCGUCCUGGGACCUGGUUCUCCUCCACACCAACGACGUACACGCCCGGGUGGAGCAGACCAGCAAGCACUCCGGGAAAUGCGGCAGCAGCGGCGGGUGUUUCGCCGGGGUGGCCCGGAGAGCCACGAUGAUCAAGAAGAUCCGCAGCAGCGAGAGCAACGUGCUGCUGCUGGACGCCGGAGACCAGUUCCAGGGGACCGUCUGGUUCAAUUACUACAAGGGAGCCGAGGCUGCACAUUUCAUGAACAAGCUGCGUUAUGAUGCCAUGGUUUUUGGAAAUCAUGAGUUUGACAACGGAGUGGAAGGACUCAUGAAGCCGUUCAUGGAGGAAAUCAAGUGCCCUGUUCUCAGCGCUAACAUCAAAACAGACGAAACCCUGGCCCGGACGUUUGGCAACUCUUAUUUACCUUUUAAGAUAUUUACAGUUGGCAGUGAGAGGGUGGGCGUGGUGGGAUACACGUCACAGGAAACUCCUGCUCUGUCCAGACCUGGACCGCACCUGCGGUUCGAGGACGAGGUGAACGCUCUGCAGCUGCAGGUGAACAAACUGCAGACGCUGGGAGUCAAUAAGAUCAUCGCUCUGGGUCACUCGGGCUUCACUGUGGAUCAGAAGAUCGCCAAGAAGGUCCGCGGAGUCGACGUGGUCAUCGGUGGACACAGCAACACUUUCCUCUUCACAGGACCACCUCCUUCCUCUGAGUUCCCGGCCGGUCCUUAUCCGUUUAUGGUGGAAUCAGACGACGGGCGGCAGGUUCCAGUCGUGCAGGCCUACGCCUUUGGAAAAUAUUUGGGUUAUCUGAAGGUGACAUUUGAUGAUGCUGGGAAUGUAGUGCAGUCCACAGGAAACCCCAUACUGCUGGACAGCAGCGUCCAAGAGGAUCCAGAAGUUCUCGCCGAUGUGGAGGAAUGGAAAAAGAAUCUGGCCAACUACUCGGCUCAGGUGGUGGGAAAGACUCUGGUCUUCCUCAACGGGACCGCCGAAGAGUGUCGAUUUCGGGAAUGCAACCUGGGAAACCUCAUCUGUGAUGCUAUGAUCGACAACAACAUCAGAUUCUCAGACGAUGCCCAGUGGAACCACGUCAGCGCCUGCAUGUUAAACGGAGGAGGCGUCCGCGCGUCCGUUGACGAGCGCACCAGGAACGGUUCGAUCACCAUGGAGGACCUGAUCUCCGUCUUACCUUUCGGAGGAACCUUCGACCUGGUGCAGCUGAAGGGCUCCACGCUGAGGAAAGCUUUCGAACACUCAGUGAGACGAUACGGCCAGAGCAGCGGAGAAUUCCUUCAAGUGUCCGGAUUUCAUGCAGAGUUUGACCUCGCCAAACCCCCGGGGCAGCGCGUGAAGAGCCUCAGAAUCCUCUGCACAAAAUGCCAAGUUCCUCACUACGAACCCGUUGAGGACGACACGGUUUAUAAAGUGGCGCUGCCGUCCUACAUGGUGACGGGCGGAGACGGAUUCUCCAUGAUCAGGAACGAGACGCUCAAGCACGACAGCGGUGAUUUGGACAUCUCAGUCGUGUCCAGCUACAUCACGCAAAGAAAGAUUGUUUAUCCAUCUGUUGAAGAACGCAUCAAGAUCUACAACGCAGCUUCUGGACUGCGGGGGCAAACAGCUCCACUGGUUUUACUGGUUUCACUGGGGCUGCUCUGGACUCUGUGUGGCAGCAUGUAAGGCUGACUUCACCCAGAAACACAAGAGGACAGAAAAAGGUUUUUAACCAAACUGCAUGUGAACGUGAAGUAUUAGCAGCUCUAAUGGAUGUAAUCCUGCAGGACUGAAAAUCUCACUUCGCAGAAAUAUGAUGUUACUUUACUUUUAAUCCUAUUUUACAAGUAUUUUAAAACACAAGGUAAGCUCUGGUGCGACUUAUUUUAUAAUGUCAGACAGCGCACCAGCACAAGAAUGAGUUUCCCAACCAGAUUGUUUGGGAGUGUCUUGAAACUCCAUGUGGACCAAGUUUGGACAAAACAGCAAAAACAACACCCAAGGCAACUUAAACGCUGCAGUUCCCAUAACGACGACGACGAGGUGGCCUCAGGAACUGUAUUGAGUUGAGGGAAAUUUCUAUCGAGAAUCAUGAAAUAAAAACACUUUACACAAGAA